CCUCGUUGGCGGAGCCGCGCUUCUCCCUCGGCGCCGGGAUGUCGGCGCAGGACGAGGCCCCGGAGCCCAAGGGCAUCUCGGUCAGCGACGUGCAGCUGCUGCUGCGGAAGAAAGACGAGCUGGAGGCCCAGAUCCGAGCCUAUUACGGAGUCCUGGAGGACCAAAAAGGUGUCGGGAUGAACGAACCACUUGUGGAUGUUGAAGGCUAUCCACGUGCUGAUGUGGAUGUCUAUCAAGUCCGGACGGCAAGGCACAACAUCAUCUGUUUGCAGAAUGAUCACAAAGCCUUGAUGCACCAGGUGGAACAGGCUCUGCACCAGCUCCACGCCCGGGAGAAGGAGAAGCGCGAAAAGGACGAGGCGGAAGCGCGAGCCGAAGCCAGGAGCCAGAGUCAGGUGUUGCCCCAGCCUUUUGCCAGGGUGAAUGCUGUCACGCAGGGGUCUCCAGCGAGCUUCUCGGGGUUGCAAGUUGACGACGAGAUCGUCGAGUUUGGCUCCGUCAACACUCACAACUUUCAGUCGCUGCAGAAUAUCGCCACUGUGGUCCAGCACAGUGAAGGGCAACCGCUAAGUGUGACCGUGAUCCGCAAUGGUGAGAAGCUUCAUCUGGGGCUCACCCCGAAACGCUGGAGUGGAAAAGGGCUUCUGGGUUGCAAUAUAGUCCCUCUGCAAAGAUGAUGUUUUUCAGUGAGAAAGCUCCAAAGUACUUGAUGGCAUCUCAACCUGGGUUUGAGCCCCUUAACAUCUACCCGAAGAAGCCAGGAUGUGGAAAGACAAGCGCUGAGGCUUUGGUGUUGGCUGUCAAAAGGGGUUUGAAUCUGACACACAGAUGCUGUUUUGAAAGAGUUUAAAGGAUUUAAAGGAUUAGUUAGUCCUUUUACGGUGUUUGCCCCUGUUGUAAAUAAAAGUUGGAAAGGGGAGCUUGUGGCUUUCUUACAGAAUUGGAUGACUUAAUUCUGUGACAUGUUGGUUUGUUUGGGAAUUUGCCAAUAAAAGUUUUACACCAGUA
Molecule: messenger RNA, 1008 nt
Organism: Podarcis raffonei (Aeolian wall lizard)
Lineage: Eukaryota; Metazoa; Chordata; Lepidosauria; Squamata; Lacertidae
Gene: PSMD9
Product: proteasome 26S subunit, non-ATPase 9
Exons: 6
Coding region: 39-677 (212 amino acids)
Biological process (GO): proteasome regulatory particle assembly
Cellular component (GO): nucleus; cytoplasm
Molecular function (GO): protein binding
Source: RefSeq, a predicted model, not a curated record